CCCAGCUCCCUCCCUGCCCGUCCGCGCCCCCCACCUGUGCCAGUCCCCAGGAUGGGUGCCCUGAGCACGUGCCGGACGCUGGUGUUGGCUCUGGCGGCCGUGCUCCUGGUGCAGCAGGCAGAGACCCAGGGCCCUGCGGAGCCGAGCUGGGGCAGUGCAGGGCACACCACAGAUGGCGGUGCCCCGACGUCCUCGCCCACCCGGCGUGUGAGCUUUGUUCCACCCGUCACUGUCUUCCCCAGCCUGAGCCCCCUGAACCCGGCACACAACGGGCGGGUGUGCAGCACCUGGGGCGACUUCCACUACAAGACCUUCGACGGUGACGUCUUCCGCUUCCCCGGCCUCUGCAACUACGUGUUCUCCAAGCACUGCGGCGCCGCCUAUGAGGACUUCAACGUCCAGCUACGCAGAGGCCUGGUGGGCUCCAGGCCUGUGGUCACUCGUGUUGUCAUCAAGGCCCAGGGGCUGGUGCUAGAGGCGUCCAAUGGCUCUGUCCUCGUCAAUGGGCAGCGGGAGGAGCUGCCUUACAGCCGCACUGGGCUCCUGGUGGAGCAGAGCGGGGACUACGUCAAGGUCAGCAUCCGGCUGGUCCUGACCUUCCUGUGGAACGGAGAGGACAGUGCCCUGCUGGAGCUGGACCCCAAAUACGCCAACCAGACCUGUGGCCUGUGCGGGGACUUCAACGGCCUCCCAGUCUUCAACGAGUUCUAUGCCCACAAUGCCAGACUGACCCCGCUCCAGUUUGGGAACCUGCAGAAGUUGGAUGGGCCCACGGAGCAGUGCCCGGACCCGCUGCCCUUGCUGGCCAGCAACUGCACAGAUGAGGAAGGCAUUUGCCACCACACCCUGCUGGGGCCGGCCUUUGCAGAGUGCCACGCACUGGUGGACAGCGCCCCGUACCUGGCUGCCUGCGCCCAGGACCUGUGCCGCUGCCCCACCUGCCCGUGCGCCACCUUUGUGGAAUACUCACGCCAGUGCGCCCACGCGGGGGGCCAGCCGCAGAACUGGAGGCACCCUGAGCUCUGCCCCCGGACCUGCCCCGUCAACAUGCAGCACCGGGAGUGUGGCUCACCCUGUGUGGACACCUGCUCCAACCCCCAGCGUGCGCAGCUCUGCGAGGACCACUGUGUGGACGGCUGCUUCUGCCCCCCAGGCACGGUGCUGGAUGAUGUCACGCACUCUGGCUGCCUGCCCCUCGGGCAGUGCCCCUGCACCCACGGUGGCCGCACCUACAGCCCGGGCACCUCCGUCAACACCACCUGCAGCUCCUGCACCUGCUCUGGGGGGCUGUGGCAGUGCCAGGACCUGCCGUGCCCUGGCACCUGCUCCGUGCAGGGCGGGGCCCACAUCACCACCUAUGACGAGAAACUUUACGACCUGCAUGGCGACUGCAGCUAUGUUCUGUCCAAGAAAUGUGCUGAUGGCAGCUUCACCGUGCUGGCCGAACUGCGGAAGUGUGGACUGACGGACAACGAGAACUGCCUGAAGGCCGUGACGCUCAGCCUGGACGGCGGGGACACGGCCAUCCGGGUCCAGGCAGACGGCAGCGUGUUCCUCAACUCCAUCUACACGCAGCUGCCCCUGUCGGCAGCCAACAUCACCCUGUUCACACCCUCGAGCUUCUUCAUCGUGGUGCACACAGUCCUCGGGCUGCAGCUGCUGGUGCAGCUGGUGCCGCUCAUGCAGGUGUUUGUCAGGCUGGACCCCGCCCACCAGGGCCAGAUGUGCGGCCUGUGUGGGAACUUCAACCAGAACCAGGCUGACGACUUCGCAGCCCUCAGCGGGGUGGUGGAGGCCACAGGCGCAGCCUUCGCCAACACCUGGAAGGCCCAGGCCGCCUGCGCCAAUGCCAGGAACAGCUUUGAGGACCCCUGCUCCCUCAGUGUGGAGAAUGAGAACUACGCCCGGCACUGGUGUUCACGCCUGACUGACCCCACCGGCUCCUUCUCGCGCUGCCACUCUGUCAUCAACCCCAAGCCCUUCCACUCGAACUGCCUGUUUGACACCUGCAACUGUGAGCGGAGCGAGGACUGCCUGUGCGCCGCGCUGUCCUCCUAUGUGCACGCCUGUGCCGCCAAAGGCGUGCAGCUCAGCGGCUGGAGGGACGGCGUCUGCACCAAGUACAUGCAGAACUGCCCCAAGUCCCAGCGCUAUGCCUACGUGGUGGACGCCUGCCAGCCGACUUGCCGAGGCCUGAGUGAGGCCGACGUCACCUGCAGCGUUUCCUUUGUGCCUGUGGACGGCUGCACCUGUCCCACGGGCACCUUCCUCAAUGACGCGGGCGCCUGUGUGCCCGCCCGGGAGUGCCCCUGCUAUGUUCACGGCACCGUGCUGGCUCCUGGGGAGGUCGUGCACGACGAAGGCGCUGUGUGUUCGUGUGAGGGUGGGAAGCUGAGCUGCCUGGGAGCCUCUCUGCAGAAAAGCACAGGGUGUGUGGCCCCCAUGGUGUACCUGAACUGCAGCAACAGCUCGGCGGGCACCCCUGGGGCCGAGUGCCUCCGGAGCUGCCACACGCUGGACGUGGGCUGUUUCAGCACACACUGCGUGUCCGGCUGUGUCUGUCCCCCGGGGCUGGUGUCAGACGGGAGUGGGGGCUGCAUCGCCGAGGAGGACUGCCCCUGCGUGCACAACGAGGCCACCUACAAGCCUGGAGACACCAUCAGGGUCGACUGCAACACCUGCACCUGCAGGAACCGGAGGUGGGAGUGCAGCCACCGGCUCUGCCUAGGCACCUGCGUGGCCUACGGGGAUGGCCACUUCAUCACCUUUGAUGGCGAGCGUUACAGCUUUGAAGGCAGUUGCGAGUACAUCCUGGCCCAGGACUACUGUGGGGACGACGCCACCCAUGGGACCUUCCGCAUCGUCACCGAGAACAUCCCCUGUGGGACCACCGGCACCACCUGCUCCAAGGCCAUCAAGCUCUUCGUGGAGAGCUACGAGCUGAUCCUCCAGGAGGGCGCCUUUAAGGCAGUGGCCAGGGGGCCGGGCGGGGACCCGCCCUACAAGAUCCGCUACAUGGGGAUCUUCCUGGUCAUCGAGACCCGCGGGAUGGCCGUGUCCUGGGACCGGAAGACCAGCGUGUUCAUCCGACUGCACCAGGACUACAAGGGCAGGGUCUGCGGCCUGUGCGGGAACUUCGAUGACCAUGCCAUGAAUGACUUUGCCACGCGUAGCCGGUCCGUGGUGGGGGACGCGCUGGAGUUUGGGAACAGUUGGAAGCUCUCCCCGUCCUGCCCGGAUGCCCUGGCGCCGAAGGACCCCUGCACGGCCAAUCCCUUCCGCAAGUCCUGGGCCCAGAAGCAGUGCAGCAUCCUCCACGGCCCCACCUUCGCCGCCUGCCGCUCCCAGGUUGACUCCACCAAGUACUACGAGGCCUGCGUGAACGACGCGUGUGCCUGUGACUCGGGUGGUGACUGCGAGUGUUUCUGCACGGCUGUGGCUGCCUACGCCCAGGCUUGCCACGACGCGGGCCUGUGUGUGUCCUGGCGGACUCCAGACACCUGCCCUUUGUUCUGUGACUUCUACAACCCACACGGGGGCUGUGAGUGGCACUACCAGCCCUGUGGGGCACCCUGCCUAAAAACCUGCCGGAACCCCAGUGGGCACUGCCUGGUGGACCUGCCUGGCCUGGAAGGCUGCUACCCGAAGUGCCCACCCAGCCAGCCCUUCUUCAAUGAGGACCAGAUGAAGUGCGUGGCCCAGUGUGGCUGCUACGACAGGGAUGGAAACUACUAUGACGUUGGCGCAAGAGUCCCCACAGCGGAGAACUGCCAGAGCUGUAACUGCACGCCCAGUGGCAUCCAGUGCGCUCACAGCCUUGAGGCCUGCACCUGCACCUAUGAGGACAGGACCUAUGGCUACCAGGACGUCAUCUACAACACCACCGAUGGGCUUGGUGCCUGUUUGAUUGCCAUCUGUGGAAGCAACGGCACCAUCGUCAGGAAGGCUGUGGCGUGUCCUGGAACUCCGGCCACAACGCCAUUCACCUUCACCACUAGCUGGGUCCCCCACUCCACGACAAGCCCGGCCCUCCCAGUCUCCACUGUGUGUGUCCGAGAGGUCUGCCGCUGGUCCAGCUGGUACAAUGGGCACCACCCAGAGCCUGGUCUGGGAGGCGGAGACUUUGAGACGUUUGAAAACCUGAGGCAGAGAGGGUACCAGGUGUGCCCUGUGCCAGCCGACAUCGAGUGCCGGGCAGGGCAGCUUCCCGACAUGUCACUGGGAGAGCUGGGCCAGCAGGUGGACUGUGACCGCGUGAGGGGGCUGAUGUGCGCCAACAGCCAGCAGAGCCCCCCGCUCUGUCACGACUAUGAGCUGCGGGUUCUCUGCUGUGAAUACGUGCCCUGUGGCCCCUCCCUGGCCCCAGGCACCAGCCCCCAGCCCUCCCUCAGUGCCAGCACGGAGCCUGCUGUGCCUACCCCUACCCAGACCACAGCAACCGAAAAGACCACCCUGUGGGUGAUCCCGAGCAUCCAGUCAACAGCGGCCCUCACCUCACAGACUGGGUCCAGCUCAGGCCCCACGACGGUCACCUCCCUGGCCCCAGGUACCACCACCUGCCAGCCCCGGUGUCAGUGGACAGAGUGGUUUGAUGAGGACUACCCCAAGUCUGAACAACUUGGAGGGGACAUUGAGUCCUACGAUAAGAUCAGGGCUGCAGGAGGGCACUUAUGUGAGCAGCCUAAGGACAUAGAGUGCCAGGCCGAGAGCUUCCCCAACUGGCCCCUGGCUCAGGUGGGGCAGAAGGUGCACUGUGACGUCCGCUUCGGCCUGGUGUGCAGGAACUGGGAGCAGGAGGGCAUAUUCAAGAUGUGCUACAACUACAGGAUCCGGGUCCUGUGCUGCAGUGCCGACCACUGCGGGGGACGAGCCACGACCCCACCACCGGCCACAUCGCUGGAGACAGCCACCACCACCACCACCAGCACCCAGGUCCUGUUCUCAACGCUGCAGUCAACGAGUAGCCUGGGGGUGACCAGCACCACAGCAGUCCCCACCCUCUCAAAAGGACUGACAUCCCCCAGAUACACGGGCACCCUUGGUACAGCCACCACAGGAGGCCCCACGGUUCCUGCAGGCUCCACAGAACCCACUGUCCCAGGGGUGGCCACAUCCAGCAUUCCAACACGCUCAGUCCUGCCAGGGACCACGGGGAGUUCGGGCACAUGGCAUCCCUCACAGCCACCCACGCCAGCCCCAACGACAAUGGCAACCUCCAGAGCUCACCUGACAGGCACAACCAGCUCCAGCUCCAAACAGCCGCUGACCACGAGCCUGGCGCCGACACUCUCGAGCGAACUGUUCACCUCUCAGGCCAAGACCAGCACCCCCAGGACAGAGACGACACUGAGCCGCUUGACUGAGACCACCACUAGCCAGAGCACUACCCGCUGUCAACCGAAGUGUGAGUGGACAGAGUGGUUUGAUGUGGACUUCCCAACCUCAGGGGUCGCAGGCGGGGACAUGGAAACUUUUGAAAACAUCAGGGCUGCUGGCGGCAAGAUGUGCUGGGCACCAAAGAGCAUAGAGUGCCGGGCGGAGAACUACCCCGAGGUAAGCAUUGACCAGAUCGGGCAGGUGCUGACCUGCAGCCUGGAGACGGGGCUGAUCUGCAAGAAUGAGGACCAGACAGGCAGGUUCAACAUGUGCUUCAACUACAAUGUGCGUGUGCUGUGCUGUGACGACUACAGCCACUGCCCCCACACAGCCGCCCCCACGCCCACCUCCUCCACACAGGCACCCAGACUUACCUCCAUGGGGGCCACCAGCCCCACAGUGACUGCCUCCACAGCCAUUGCAACCUGGAGCACGAAGUCACCAGCAGUAACAGGAUCCUCCACUCUGACCACCACUCAAAUUGGCCCCAGCUUCUCCAAGACCACAGAGAGGGUGUCUCUCCCCAGUCCCUCUGCCCCUCCACCUUCCACCGCCAGCCUCCUCCCUACCAGGGGGCAGCAGACCUCCCAGGCUCCAUCCAUGCCCACCAGUCCAAUUGUGACCAGCACCCCCACAACGUCCCCCAUGGUGACCACCCGUGUGCACACAACCCUGCAGACUUCCAGCUCUGGGCCCACCAUCAGGACAACCCUGCCCUCUGGCCCCCCGUCUCCCAGCACAGGCUGUGUGCCUCGCUGCACCUGGACAGACUGGUUUGAUGAGGACUACCCCAGCUCUGACCCUGAUGGCGGGGACUUUGAGACCUUUGGGGUCAUCCGCUCUGCUGGCCAUACCUUCUGCGAGCAUCCAUGGGACAUUGAGUGCCGCUCUGAGAAGGAGCCCAACCAACCCCUGGAGGCCCUGGGGCAGGUGGUACAGUGUGACGUGAGCAUUGGGCUGGUGUGUAGGAACCGUGACCAGUCUGGGCCCCUGUGGUACUGCCACAACUUCCAUGUGCGGCUGUUGUGCUGUGAUGACAGCCACUGUGCCACCACUCCCACGAGCACUGGAUCCAUGGCUACCACUCCCAUGAGCACUGGAUCCACGGCUACCACUCCCACGAGCACCGGAUCCAUAGCUACCACUCCCAUGAGCACUGGAUCCACGGCUACCACUCCCACGAGCACUGGAUCCACAGUUACCGUACCCAUGAGCACCGGUUCCACGGCUGCCACACCCAGGAGCACUGGAUCCAUGGCUACCACUCCCACGAGCACCGGAUCCAUAGCUACCACUCCCAUGAGCACUGGAUCCACGGCUACCACUCCCACGAGCACUGGAUCCACAGUUACCGUACCCAUGAGCACCGGUUCCACGGCUGCCACACCCAGGAGCACAGGUGCCACAGCCAGGCGCUCCUCCACCCCAGGAACAGCUCACACUGUGAAAGUGCUGACCACCACAGCCAUCACAACCCAGGCCACCAGCUCCACAGCCACCCCCUCCUCCACUCCAGGGACAACUCCCAUCUCUCCAGUGCUGACCACCAUGGCCACCACACCUACAGCCACCAGCACCACAGUGGCUCCCUCCUCUGCCCUAGGGACCACCCAUACACCCCCAGUGCUGUCCACCACGGCCACCACACAUGGGCGAUCCCAGCUCCCCGAGAGUCCCCGCACGGUACCCACAGCCCGGACUUCCAUGGCCACCUCUGGCACCACCCACAUCACAGAGUCAUCCACGGUGACUUCCCACACCCCAGUAGGAACCACCGGUACCACCCCACACUCGACUCCAGCCCUGUCCAGCCCUCACACUCACAGCAGAACCACUGAGUCACCCCCUUCUCCAGGGAAGACCACCCUGGGCCUCACCACAGCCACAACCAGUGAGACCCGCACCUCGACCCUGCUGCCCAGCAGCCCCACAGCAGCCCCCACAACCCCGGUGGUGUCCACGGGCUGUGAGCCCCAGUGUGCCUGGUCAGACUGGCUGGACUACAGCUACCCCAUGUCGGGGCCCUCUGGCGGGGACUUGGAGACCUACUCCAACAUCCGCGCGGCUGGAGGGGCCGUCUGUGAGCAGCCCCUGGGCCUCGAGUGCCGCGCCCAGGCCCAGCCUGGUGUCCCCCUGCGGGAGUUGGGCCAGGUCGUGGAAUGCAGCCUGGACUUCGGCUUGGUCUGCAAGAACCGUCAGCAGGUGGGGAAGUUCAAGAUGUGCUUCAACUAUGAAAUCCGUGUGUUCUGCUGCAACUACGGCCGCUGCCCCAGCACCCCGGCCACCAGCUCCACGGCCACGCCCUCCUCCACUCCGGGGACCACCUGGAUCCUCACAGAGCCAACCACUACAGCCAUCACAACAGUGGCCACGGGCUCCACUGCCAUCCCUUCCUCCACUCCGGGGACCACCUGGAUCCUCACAGAGCCAACCACUACAGCCAUCACAACAGUGGCCACGGGCUCCACUGCCAUCCCUUCCUCCACCCCAGGGACUACUCAAAUCACCAAAGUGUUUCCCACCACAACUGCAACAACUGAAGCCACUGGCUCCACGGCCAACCCCUCCUCCACCCCAGGGACCACCGGCUCCACAGCCACCUCCUCCUCCACUCCUGGGACCACCUGGAUCCUCACAGAACCAACCACAACGUUGACCACGACUGUGGCCACUGGCUCCACAGCAACUGCUGCCACCUCAGAAUUGCCGACCACCAUGGCCACGAAAACCACAGCCACUGGCUCCAAAGCCACUCCCUCCACCAGUCCAGGGACUGCAUCCACCCUUCCAGUUGUGCUGACAAGCACAGCCACCACACCCACAGCUACCAGCUUUACAGCCAUCCCGUCCUCCUCCCCCAGGACCACUUGGAACCUCACAGCACAGACCACCGCACCAACGGCCACCCUGUCCACAGCCCACGCCUCCUCCACUCCAAGGACCUCCCACACCUCCACAACGCUAACCACCACGGCCACCACAACCCAGGCCACUGGCUCCACGGCCACCCUCCUCACCUCAGGAACAGCUCACACCUCUAAAGUGCUGACCACCAUGGCCAUCACCACAAGCUCCACGGCCACCCCCUCCUCCAGCCCAGGGACUGCAAGCACCCUUACGGCACUUACCACAACCACCACACCCACAACCAGCGGCUACACAGUGACCCCCUCCUCCAUCCCAGGGACCACCCACACCCCCACAGUGCUGACCAACACCACCAUAACUGUGGCCACUGGCUCCAUGGCAACACCCUCCUCUAGCCCACAGACCACUGGUACAGCCCCAGCACUGGCCACCACGGGCACGACAAUCACGGCCACAGGCUCCACCACCACCCCCUCCUCCACUCCAGGGACAACUCCCAUCUCUCCAGUGCUGACCACCAUGGCCACCACACCUGCAGCUACCAGCACCACAGUGGCUCCCUCCUCUGCCCUAGGGACCACCUAUACACCCCCAGUGCUGUCCACCACGGCCACCACACAUGGGCGAUCCCAGCUCCCCGAGAGUCCCCGCACGGUACCCACAGCCCGGACUUCCAUGGCCACCUCGGGCACCACCCACAUCACAGAGUCAUCCAUGGUGACUUCCCACACCCCAGUAGGAACCACUGGUACCACCCCACACUCGACUCCAGCCCUGUCCAGCCCUCACACUCACAGCAGAACCACUGAGUCACCCCCUUCUCCAGGGAAGACCACCCCGGGCCUCACCACGGCCACCUCCAGGACCACGGCCACGGCCACAACCAGCAAGACCCGCACCUCGACCCUGCUUCCCAGCAGCCCCACAGCAGCCCCCACAACCCCGGUGGUGUCCACGGGCUGUGAGCCCCAGUGUGCCUGGUCAGACUGGCUGGACUACAGCUACCCCACGUCGGGGCCCUCUGGCGGGGACUUGGAGACCUACUCCAACAUCCGCGCGGCUGGAGGGGCCGUCUGUGAGCAGCCCCUUGGCCUCGAGUGCCGCGCCCAGGCCCAGCCUGGUGUCCCCCUGCGGGAGUUGGGCCAGGUCGUGGAAUGCAGCCUGGGCUUCGGCUUGGUCUGCAGGAACCGUCAGCAGGUGGGGAAGUUCAAGAUGUGCUUCAACUAUGAAAUCCGUGUGUUCUGCUGCAACUACGGCCACUGCCCCAGCACCCCGGCCACCAGCUCCACGGCCACGCCCUCCUCCACUCUGGGGUCAACCUGGAUUCUCACAGAGCCAACCACUACAGCCAUCACAACAGUGGCCACGGGCUCCACGACCAUCCCCUCCUCCACUCCGGGGACCACCUGGAUCCUCACAGAGCCAACCACUACAGCCAUCACAACAGUGGUCACGGGCUCCACAGCCAUCCCCUCCUCUACUCCAGGGACUACUCAAAUCACUGAAGUUUUUCCCACCACAACCGCAAUGACUGCAGCCACUGGCUCCACGGCCAACCCCUCCUCCACCCCAGGAACCACCUGGAUCCUCACAGAGCCAACCACCACUGCCACCAUAACUGUGGCCACUGGCUCCAAGGCCACGCCCUCUUCCACUCCAGCAUCAACCUGGAUUCUCACAGAGCCGACCACUACAGCCAUCACAACAGUGGCCACGGGCUCCAUGGCCACGCCUUCCUCCACUCAGGGGACGACCGGGAGCCUCACAGAACCAACCAACACUGCCACCAUAACUGUGACCACCAGCUCCACAGCCAUGCCCUCCUCCACUCCAGGGAUGACCUCAAUCCUCACAGAGCCGACCACUACAGCCAUUACAACAGUGGCCACGGGCUCCACGGCCACACCCCCCUUCACUCCGAGGACGGCCAGGAUCGUCACAGAGCCAACCACCACUGCCACCAUAACUGUGGCCACUGGCUCCACGGCCAUCCCCUCCUCCACUCCAGGGAUGACCUCCAUCCUCACAGAGCCGACCACUACAGCCAUCACAACAGUGGCCACGGGGUCCACCGCCACACCCUCCUCCACUCCAGAGACGACCGAGAUCCUCACAGAGGCAACCACCACUGCCACCAUAACUGUGGCCACCAGCUCCACAGCCAUGCCCUCCUCCACUCCAGGGACGACCUUGAUCCUCACAGAGCCGACCACUAUAGCCAUCACAACAGUGGCCCCGGGCUCCACAGCCACGCCCUCCUCCACUCCGGGGACGACUGGGAUCCUCGCAGAGCCAACCACCACUGCCACCAUAACUGUGGCCACGGGCUCCACGGCCAUCCCCUCCUCCACUCCAGGGAUGACCUCAAUCCUCACAGAGCCAACCACUACAGCCAUCACAACAGUGGCCACGGGCUCCACGGCCAUGCCUCCUACUCUGGGGACGACUGGGAUCCUCACAGAGCCCACCACUACAGCCAUCACAACAGUGGCCAUGGGCUCCACGGCCACGCCCACCUCCACUCCGGGGAUGACCGGGAUCCUCACAGAGCCAACCACUACAACCAUCGCAACAGUGGCCACGAGGUCCACGGCCACGCCUUCCUCCACUCUGGGGAUGACCUCGAUCCUCACAGAGCCAACCACUACAGCCAUCACAACAGUGGCCACGGGCUCCACGGCCACGCCUCCUACUCUGGGGACGACUGGGAUCCUCACAGAGCCCACCAGUACAGCCAUCACAACAGUGGCCACGGGCUCCACAGCCACGCCCACCUCCACUCCGGGGACGACCAGGAUCCUCACAGAGCCAACCACUACAACCAUCACAACAUGUGGCCACCAGCUCCACAGCCAUGCCCUCCUCCACUCCAGCGUCAACCUGGAUCCUCACAGAGCCGACCACUACAGCCAUCACAACAGUGACCAUGGGCUCCACGGCCACGCCCUCCUCCACUCCGGGGACGACCGGGAUCCUCACAGAGCCAACCACUACAACCGUCACAACAGUGGCCACGAAGUCCACAGCCACGCCCUCCUCCACUCCAGGGAAGACCUCAAUCCUCACAGAGCUGACCACUACAGCCAUCACAACAGUGACCAUGGGCUCCACAGCCACGCCCUCCUCCACUCCAGGGACGACCUUGAUCCUCACAGAGCCGACCACUAUAGCCAUCACAACAGUGGCCCCGGGAUCCUCACAGAGCCGACCACUACAGCCAUCACAACAGUGACCACGGGCUCCACGGCCACGCCCUCCUCCACUCAGGGGACGACUGGGAUCCUCACAGAGCCAACCACUACAACCGUCACAACAGUGGCCACGAAGUCCACGGCCACGCCCUCCUCCACUCCAGGGAAGACCUCAAUCCUCACAGAGCUGACCACUACAGCCAUCACAACAAUGGCCACGGGCUCCACGGCCACACCUUCCACUCCGGGGACGACUGGGAUCUUCACAGAGCCGACCACUACAGCCAUCACAACAGUGACCAUGGGCUCCACAGCCACGCCCUCCUCCACUCCGGGGAUGACCGGGAUCCUCACAGAGCCAACCACUACAAUCAUCACAACAGUGGCCAUGAGGUCCACGGCCAUGCCUUCCUCCACUCCGGGGACGACCGGGAUCCUCACAGAGCCAACCACUACAGCCAUCACAACAGUGGCCACGAGCUCCACAGCCAUGCCCUCCUCCACUCUGGGGACGACCAGGAUCCGCACAGAACCAGCCACCACUGCUACCAUAACUGUGGCCACCAGCUCCACAGCCAUGCCCUCCUCCACUCCAGCGUCGACCUGGAUCCUCACAGAGCCGACCACUACAGCCAUCACAACAGUGGCCACAGGCUCCACAGCCCUGCCCUCUUCCACUCCGGGGACGACUGGAUUCCUCACAGAGCCAACCACCACUGCCACCAUAACUGUGGCCACGGGCUCCACGGCCACGCCCUCCUCCACUCAGGGGACGACCGGGAUCGUCACAGAGCCAACCACUACAGCCAUCACAACAGUGACCACGGGCUCCACGGCCACGCCCUCCUCCACUCCAGGGAAGACCUCAAUCCUCACAGAGCUGACCACUACAGCCAUCACGACAGUGGCCACGGGCUCCACGGCCACACCUUCCACUCCGGGGACAACCAGGAUCCUCACAGAGCCGACCACUACAGCCAUCACAACAGUGGCCACGGGCUCCACAGCCACACCCUCCUUCACUCCAGGGACGACUGGGAUCCUCACAGAGCCGACCACUACAGCCAUCACAACAGUGGCCACGGGCUCCACGGUCACACCUUCCACUCCGGGGACAACCAGGAUCCUCACAGAGCCAACCACUACAGCCAUCACAACAGUGGCCAUGGGCUCCACAGCCACACCCUCCUUCACUCCAGGGACGACCGGGAUCCUCACAGAGCCGACCACUACAACCAUUACAACAGUGGCCACCAGCUCCACGGCCACGCCCUCCUCCACUCUGGGGACGACCGGGAUCCUCACAGAGCCGACCACUACAGCCAUCACAACAGUGGCCACAGGCUCCACGGCCAUACCCUCCUCUACUCUGGGAACGACUGGGAUCCACACAGAACCAACCACCACUGCCACCAUAAGUGUGGCCACCAGCUCCACAGCCACGCCCUCCUCCCCUCCGGCGUCAACUUGGUUCCUCACAGAGCCGACCACUACAGCCAUCACAACCAUGGCCUCGGGCUCCACAGCCACCCUGACCUCCACCCCGGGAACAACGUACCCUCCCAAAGUGUUGACCAUCACAGCCACCACACCCACAGCCACCAGCUCCAAAGCAACCCCCUCCUCCACUCCGGGGACGACCUGGAUCCUCACAGAGCCGACCACUCUAGCCACCCCGACUGAGGCCACUGGCUCCACAGCCACCAUACCCACAGCGCCCAGCUCCUCAGCCACCCCUUUCUCCAGCCCAGGGACUGCAGGCACCCUUCCAGUGCAGACCACUACAGCAACCACAACCAUGGCCACUAGGUCUACUGCCAUCCCCUCCUCCACUGUGGGAACAGCUGGCACCCCCAAAGUGCUGACCACCAUGGCCACCAGGCCCACAGCCACUGGCUCCACGGUUCCCAGCUCGUCCACCCUGGGGACCACCCACACCCCCGCAGUGCGCCCCAGCAGCCUGCCAGCCUUCAGCGUGUCCACUGUGUCCUCCUCAGUCCUCACCACCCUCAGACCCACUCACUUCCCCAGCUCCCACUUCUCUACUCCCUGCUUCUGCAGGGCAUUUGGACAGUUCUUCUCACCUGGGGAAGUAAUCUACAAUAGGACAGACCGAGCCGGCUGCCAAUUCUAUGCUGUGUGCAACCAGCACUGUGACCUCGACCGCUUCCAGGGCACCUGCCCCACCUCCCCACCACCAGCGUCCUCCACCCUGCUGCCCUCGCCCUCCCCUGCCCCUGGCUGUGACAAUGCCAUCCCUCCCCGGCAGGUGAAUGAGACCUGGAUCCUGGAGAACUGCACGGUGGCCAGGUGCGUGGGUGACAACCGUGUCGCCCUGCUGGACCCAAAGCCCGUGGCCAAUGUCACCUGUGUGAACAAGCACCUGCCCAUCAAAGUAUCGGACCCGAGCCAGCCCUGUGACUUCCACUAUGAGUGCGAGUGCAUCUGCAGUGUGUGGGGCAGUUCCCACUAUUCCACCUUUGACGGCACCUCUUACACCUUUGAGGGCAACUGCACCUAUGUCCUCAUGAGAGAGAUCCACGCACGCCUUGGGAAUCUCAGCCUCUACUUGGACAACCACUACUGCACGGCCUCUGCCGCUGCCGCCAGCUGCUCCCGCGCCCUCAGCAUCCACUACAAGUCCAUGGAUAUCGUCCUCACCGUCACCACGGUGCAUGGGAAGGAGGAGGACCUGAUCCUGUUUGACCAAAUUCCGGUGAGCAGCGGUUUCAGCAAGAAUGGCGUGCUUGUGUCUGUGACGGGGACCACCACCAUGCGCGUGGACAUUCCUGCCCUGGGUGUGAGCGUCACCUUCGAUGGCCACAUCUUCCAGGCCCGGCUGCCCUACAGCCUCUUCCACAACAACACCGAGGGCCAGUGCGGCACCUGCACCAACAACCAGAGGGACGACUGUCUCCAGCGGGACGGAACCACUGCCACCAGCUGUAAGGACAUGGCCAAGACUUGGUUGGUCCCUGACAGCAGAAAGGACGGCUGCUGGGCCCCGACCGGCACGCCCCCCACUGCCAGUCCCCCGGCCCCGGUGUCUAGUGCACCCACCCCCAGCCCGUGCCCGCCGCAGCCGCUCUGUGAUCUGAUGCUGAGCCAGGUCUUUGCCGAGUGCCACGACCUUGUGCCCCCGGGCCCAUUCUUCAAUGCCUGCAUCAGCGACGGCUGCCAGGGCCGCCCCGAGGUGCCCUGCCAGAGCCUGGAGGCCUACGCAGCGCUCUGCCGCGCCCGGGGAGUGUGCAGUGACUGGCGAGGUGCAACCGGCGGCCUGUGCGAUCUCACCUGCCCACCCACCAAAGUGUACAAGCCGUGCGGCCCCAUACAGCCUGCCUCCUGCAACUCCAGGAACCAGAACCCACAACUGGAGGGGCUGGCGGAGGGCUGCUUCUGCCCCGGGGACCAGAUCCUCUUCAGCGCACACACGGGCACCUGCGUGCAGGACUGCCCCUGCGUGGGACCUGAUGGGCUUCCCAAAUCUCCCGGGCAGCAGUGGAUCAGCAACUGCCAGUCCUGCGUGUGUGAUGAGGGCUCAAUGUCAGUGCAGUGCAAGCCCCUGCCCUGUGAGGCCCAGGGUCCCCCCCCACCGUGCAGCCACCCCAGCUUCGUGACCGUGACCAGGCCACGGGCCGACAACCCCUGUUGCCCUGAGACCGUGUGCGUAUGCAACACAAGCACCUGCCACCAGAGCCCACCCGUGUGCCCGCCAGGGCAGGAGCUGAUCAGCACCCAGAAGGAGGGCGACUGCUGUCCCACCCUCCUCUGCAGACCUCAGCUGUGUUCCUACAAUGGCAUCUUCUAUGGGGUUGGUGCAAUCUUCCCAGGGGCCCUUCCCUGCCACACGUGUACCUGCCUCUCUGGGGACACCCAGGACCCAACGGUGCAAUGUCGGGAGGACGCCUGUCGCAAUACUACCUGCCCCCAGGGCUUUGAGUACAAGAGAGUGGCCGGGCAGUGCUGUGGGAAGUGCGUGCAGACCGCCUGCCUCACGCCCAAUGGUCCGCCAGUCCAGCUGAACGAAACCUGGAUCAAUAGCCGUGUGGACAACUGCACCGUGUACCACUGUGAGGUCGAGAGCGGAGUCUAUUUGCUGACCCCACAGCCUGCAUCCUGCCCAGAAGUGUCCAGCUGCAGGGGGAGCCUCAGGAAAACCGGCUGCUGCUACUUCUGUGAGGAGGACUCCUGUCAGGUCCGCGUCAACACGACCGUCCUGUGGCACCGGGGCUGCAAGACCGAGGUCAACAUCACCUUCUGUGAGGGCUCCUGCCCUGGAGAGUCCAGGUACUCGGCAGAGGCCCAGGCCAUGCAGCACCAGUGCACCUGCUGCCAGGAGAGGCGGGUCCACGAGGAGACGGUGCCCUUGCGCUGUCCUGACGGCUCGAUUGUCCUGCACACCUACAACCGUGUGGAUGAGUGUGGCUGCACGCCCUUCUGUGUCCCUGCGCCCAUGGCUCCCAUAUACCCCCCCGGCUUCCUGGCCCAGGAGGCCACUGCCGUCUGAGGAUAUUCUGCCUCCAUCCCCAUUCUCUGUCCACCUGGAGCCAGGACGUGCAUUGCCCGAUCAUGAAAACCUUGGGCCUGCUCUGCGGAGCCCCCCGGCCUCUGUGUGUGGCACCCCGUGCCUCUGUGCUCCUGCUGCCCACCCUGUGGGUGAAACCGGGCCCCGGAAGGGUGAAGGGCCAGCAGGACCCCUUUCAGGAGGGCACCGCUCAGGAGUCCUGUCCUGGGAGAGCCUGUGGCCCACCUUGGCCUUGCCCCUCCUUGAUGUCACUGGGAUGCCCCGGAACAAGCUAAGCAUGUGCGGGCCUGUGUGUCCCUGCCAUGGCCAGAGUCCCCAUGCAGCACGGAUUCCGGCUGGCCACAUCCGGCCACUGGGGCACAGACAGGCUGGUCCAGGCAAGGCCGGGUGCUGCCAGGAAGCUGCGCUAGACCUGCCCGCUGCAGGGUACCUUGGGGCUGAGGUCACAACAGCCAGGUCAGAGAGAGGUUGGCAUCCCAAAGCCCCCUCUGCUCAACCCAGCCCAGUUUUGCAAAUAAACGCUGAGCAUCGAGUA
Molecule: messenger RNA, 16495 nt
Organism: Cercocebus atys (sooty mangabey)
Lineage: Eukaryota; Metazoa; Chordata; Mammalia; Primates; Cercopithecidae
Gene: MUC5B
Product: mucin 5B, oligomeric mucus/gel-forming
Exons: 50
Coding region: 52-15942 (5296 amino acids)
Cellular component (GO): extracellular matrix
Molecular function (GO): protein binding
Source: RefSeq, a predicted model, not a curated record